AUGAGACUUUUGAUUUCAGUUGCGGUGUUUCUGGGGGUCGUCUCAGCCAGUCCUGGACUCGGUGAGAGAGCGGCCUGCAAUUCCGAUAAUUGUUUGCGCGCUAUGCUCGCCCGUCCUACUCCAGCGAGCGAGUUUUGUACAACAUACACAGUUGCAAUAACAUCAGUUGCACUUCCAACUUGGGCUUCUGCAUGCUCAAAUCUUCCAUCGAGAAUAUCAAGUGCAUGUACAUGCAUCAACACAGCAGCACCUACUCCAGGUCCUUAUGCACGAGUCACACCGCCAUCAGGAGCAAUCAUUGUCGACAAUAGUAAGCCGUACUCCUACGGCUCCUACCCAUCAUUUCAGGCUGCAGUACUUGCACUAUCCUUCACCACUACAACCCCACAAACAAUCUUCAUCUAUCCAGGCACAUACACCGAACAAGUUUACAUCCCACUGCUUAAAUCAAACCUCACGAUCCAAGGCUGGACAACUGAUGCUCGAAGCUACCACGCUAACACCGCCACAAUAACCUUCAAUCUCUCACGCCUCAAUGCAACAAACAACGACCUCACAGCCACUGUACGUAAUUGGAACCCAAAUACAAAAUUCUACAACCUGAACAUCAAAAACACCUUCGGGCACGUAAAUACCAAUGGACAGAAUCUCGCACUCUCAGCUCAAGUGACAAAUCAAGGCUAUUAUGGCGUUCAACUUUGGGGUUAUCAGGACACCGUUCUCGCAAAUCGCGGGAACCAACUAUACGCCAAGUCCCUCAUCGUAGGCGCCAUCGAUUUCAUCUUCGGCCAAUACUCCACAGCUUGGUUCGAACAAGUUGAUAUCCGCACGAUAGCCGAAGGUUGGGUAACAGCCUCUGGAAGACUCGACGCUGCUACCAACGCUUGGUUCGUCAUUAACAACUCCACAGUUGCGGGCAUUGAUAGCAGUAUCCCUGCCGGAAGUAACGCUCUUGGUAGACCUUGGAAGGCUUUCGCGAGAGUUGUUUUUCAAUAUACGUAUUUGACAGAUGUGAUUGCUAAGGAGGGCUGGAAACCUUGGUCUACGGUUCCUGGGAGUGAGAAUACUGUCAAUUCUACAUUGGCGGAAUAUAACAAUACCGGACCUGGGAGUGUAAGUGGCGGGUCGGGUCCGAGGGCAGCAUUUGGAUUGCAGCUGGAUGCGCCUAUUACCCCAGAAACGGUAUUGGGCGACAAUUGGAAAGGCGAGUGGUAUGUCGAUGCAGAUUAUCUGUGA
Glarea lozoyensis ATCC 20868 is the source of this 1236-nucleotide messenger RNA. RefSeq names its product Pectin lyase-like protein. Bases 1 to 1236 code for a protein of 411 amino acids. The transcript has 2 exons. Gene Ontology annotation, biological process: cell wall modification. Gene Ontology annotation, molecular function: pectinesterase activity. Lineage: Eukaryota; Fungi; Ascomycota; Leotiomycetes; Helotiales; Helotiaceae. The record is from RefSeq and is a predicted model, not a curated record.